Messenger RNA from Aspergillus ochraceoroseus IBT 24754, 679 nucleotides. Its product is annotated as translocon subunit SSS1. Gene Ontology annotation, cellular component: membrane; Ssh1 translocon complex. Gene Ontology annotation, molecular function: transmembrane protein transporter activity. Bases 256 to 468 code for a protein of 70 amino acids. Gene Ontology annotation, biological process: post-translational protein targeting to membrane, translocation; protein targeting. The transcript is spliced from 3 exons. The record is from RefSeq and is a predicted model, not a curated record. NCBI's taxonomy places the organism in Eukaryota, Fungi, Ascomycota, Eurotiomycetes, Eurotiales, Aspergillaceae.
UCGCUGUGGCGGUUUGUUGUGUUUGUUGUGGCUGGACUCAUCUCGGAAGAUACGUUUUUCCCGUUCCCCCCCUUUCCCUUCUCUAGCUUCAACGCCGAAAGCACAGCUGGCAUUAUUAGCAGCAGAGCUACCUAUACCUACGAUCUGUCUUGAUUGCCAUCUCUUUUUCUUUCUUCUCCCCUCCUCUCUCUUAACAUUCGACAAUAGAAUUCCUUUUUGGUCCUGUUUCUUAUUCAUCCAUAUCAUUCCAUCGCCAUGUCUGAACAAGUACAGGAGUUGCUUAACAUCCCCCAGGAGUUUCUCAAGGAUGGCAUGCAAUUUGUCAACCGCAGCCAGAAGCCCGACAAGCGCGAAUUCAUCAAGAUCAGCCAGGCCGUUGGUACUGGGUUCCUGAUUAUGGGAUUCAUCGGGUACAUUGUUAAACUGAUCCAUAUUCCUGUCAACAAUGUCCUCGUCGGCGGCGCAUAGAUAUCCUCACGUGGUCUGAGAGCAAGAAGAGUGCAAGAAGAGUGCGCACGCGCAAAGGAGCAAGUCCAGAUCGGACUAGACUUGAAUUGAACCAGUCCAGUCUAUCGCAAUGAGAGUAUACCCACUGUAUCAUCUGUACAGAGCAGACCAGUCUCGGAAAUCGCGCGCGCGCGAGAGAGAGAGAGAGAGAGAGAGAGAGAGAGAGAAGGGG